This is a messenger RNA of Symphalangus syndactylus (siamang), 3126 nucleotides long. RefSeq names its product collectin subfamily member 10 (gene COLEC10). Gene Ontology annotation, biological process: ossification. Gene Ontology annotation, molecular function: growth factor activity. The record is from RefSeq and is a predicted model, not a curated record. Lineage: Eukaryota; Metazoa; Chordata; Mammalia; Primates; Hylobatidae.
AUUUCUGGGAGACCCUUUUCUGAGGAACCACAGCAAUGAAUGGCUUUGCAUCCUUGCUUCGAAGAAACCAAUUUAUCCUCCUGGUACUAUUUCUUUUGCAAAUUCAGAGUCUAGGUCUGGAUAUCGAUAGCCGUCCUACCGCUGAAGUCUGUGCCACACACACAAUUUCACCAGGACCCAAAGGAGAUGAUGGUGAAAAAGGAGAUCCAGGAGAAGAGGGAAAGCAUGGCAAAGUGGGACGCACGGGGCCGAAAGGAAUUAAAGGAGAACUGGGUGAUAUGGGAGAUCAGGGCAAUAUUGGCAAGACUGGGCCCAUUGGCAAGAAGGGUGACAAAGGGGAAAAAGGUUUGCUUGGAAUACCUGGAGAAAAAGGCAAAGCAGGUACUGUCUGUGAUUGUGGAAGAUACCGGAAAUUUGUUGGACAACUGGAUAUUAGUAUUGUUCGGCUCAAGACAUCUAUGAAGUUUGUCAAGAAUGUGAUAGCAGGGAUUAGGGAAACUGAAGAGAAAUUCUACUACAUCGUGCAGGAAGAGAAGAACUACAGGGAAUCCCUAACCCACUGCAGGAUUCGGGGUGGAAUGCUAGCCAUGCCCAAGGAUGAAGCUGCCAACACACUCAUCGCUGACUAUGUUGCCAAGAGUGGCUUAUUUCGGGUGUUCAUUGGCGUGAAUGACCUUGAACGGGAGGGACAGUACGUGUUCACAGACAACACUCCACUGCAGAACUAUAGCAACUGGAAUGAGGGGGAACCCAGCGACCCCUAUGGUCAUGAGGACUGUGUGGAGAUGCUGAGCUCUGGCAGAUGGAAUGACACAGAGUGCCAUCUUACCAUGUACUUUGUCUGUGAGUUCAUCAAGAAGAAAAAGUAGCUUCCCUCAUCCUACGUAUUUGCUAUUUUCCUGUGACCAUCAUUACAGUUAUUGGUAUCCAUCCUUUUUUCCUAAUUGUGCUACAUUUGAUCUGAGUCAACAUAGCUAGGAAAUGCUAAAUUGAGGUAUGGAGCCUCUAUCAUCAUGCUCUUUUAUGAUGAUUUUCAUAUUUUCACUCAUGGUAUGUUAUUGACCCAAUAACUUGCCAGGUUACAUGGGUCUUGAGAGAGAAUUUUAAUUACUAAUUGUGCACAAGGUGGUUGGUUGUCCAUAUGUCAAAUGAGUUGUUCUCCUGGUAUUUGCUCUACCAUCUCUCCCUAUAGCACUCUGUGUCUAUCCCAGUGGAUAAUUGCCCAGUUUACUGGUGAUGAUUAGGAAGGGGGUUGAUGAUUAGGCUAACCUGCCCUGGCCCAAAGCCAAACAUGUAGAAGGGCUUUCUGUGAGCAAUGAUAAGAUCUUUGAAUCCAAGAUGCCCAGAUCUUUUACCAGUCACACCCUAUGGCCAUGGCUAUACUUGGAAGUUCUCCUUGUUGGCACAGACAUAGAAAUGCUUUAACCCCAAACCUUUAUAUGGGGGACUCUAGCUUUGUGUCUUGUUUCAAACAUGUGGAAUGAUUAAUACUUUUUUUGUGCUUCUGAUCUAUUGAUUUCACUAAUAUAUACCAAGUAGGUGCUUUGGACCCCUUUCUGUAGGCUCACACCUUAAUCUCGGGCCCCUAUGUAGUCACACUCUGAUUUAAGAAAAAUGGAACUCUUGAAAUCAAAAGGAAAAAAAUGGGGAAUUGUUCACAAGUAAUAUUGGUUAUAGUUCUCUUGCUAAAUUGCCCACUGCUAUUAACUUAACUUCAUUUUUAUUUAUCUUAGGUUUACCUGCAUCAAUUUUAUUCACCUUAGGCAUGGGGGAUGAGGGAAGGAGUCUGUGAAGCCUUAAGAAAAUUCUGGAAGCUUCAAAGUGCUACCAACAUCAUCUCCAGGCCCCCUCCUCCUUGCCUCUAACAUAUCACUCAUGGUGACAUUUCAUGGGAGGCCUUUUACUCUUCAUAAAUAUAUGUCAUAAAAAUCCUACUGGAGAUGUCCCUUCUAAUACUCUGACAUCACAGAAAUGUGUGAGGUAUAGAAUUUGGAACAUGCUUAGAACUCACAUUUACUGAGGUGGUAAAACUCUACCUUGAACUGUAGAUCAAACCUCAAAGCAGCUUUCACUUGGAAUUUGAAAAUAAACAGUUCAAAGAUACUCUAGAUUAUCACCCUAUAAACUUCUACUCCAGUUAUGGUUUCUGACAUAAGAUUAGACUGUUUCAAAUGCUGGCAUAAUGAAAUAAGAGAAACAGAUCAACAACAUAUGUUCACCUUAAACCAUCUGUUCAUGAUUUCACCCGUGACUAACUGGUUAUGAGAUAGGACUUAAUUAGGUUAUUUCUGUGGGUUCAACAAGGGCCAUAAACUCAGAUCCUACAGGGGCCAGGCAGAUGACAUACCUAAAUGAAGUGGAACAGGUGGGGACCCUAGUGCACUGAGCACAGCUUGCCCUUCCAAAGGAGCCAGCUGCUCCUCAGUGGCUGCUACUGGUGCUAGGGAGGACCCAAUCUUGCUACAUGUGCUGAUAUUUCAAGAGAAGUCAGAAAGCUAGGACUUUGUAACGUAAGCUCAUAUUUUAAUAUGUUGGCAACUAAUUAAUUUUUAACCCCAUUUUUUUAAAUGGGGUUAAAAAUUAAUUAAAAUUAAAGAUUAGAGGUCAAAAGUCUUCUAGCUAAAAUUGUGAUCAUUUCAUUUCUUACUUCUGGAGGAAGGUUCAGAAGGUUCUAACCAAAUAGAAUAUCAUUAGGAUAUGAUGACAUCAAAGUCAAGAUAUCCCAUUAAUACCUUAUUCAAUUCAGCUUAAUAAUAGGAAUUUGUUAUAUGUUUGACAUUUAUCAGGUUACUAGUUAAACUCUUUUGAGAUGAUAGCACAUGGUAUUUGAAAGUCAAAAAGGCUUAAUAAAAAAUACAAAGCAGGACAUCAGAAGCCAGUAUCCUUGGAUAGAAAGCCAUCCCAGAUCAUGAGGAAUGAAAACCUAGAAACACCUUAGGAAAAUAAAGCUCAUAUGUAAGAAGAGAGGAAGGAGAGACAUGCAGCAAAUGUUGCCUAUGGGCAGCUUCAUGUUAGGGAUCCAUGUUCCGAUUUGUUCUAAGCCCCCAAAGUAUGAGUAUUUAUUGUGUUUACUGUUAGUGCUAUUAUUAUUUACUGUGAAUGUUAUAAUAAUAGUUCUCUCAAUGA